Neocloeon triangulifer is the source of this 1963-nucleotide messenger RNA. RefSeq lists its product as uncharacterized. The coding region runs from base 164 to 964 and encodes 266 amino acids. The record is from RefSeq and is a predicted model, not a curated record. The transcript is spliced from 4 exons. Lineage: Eukaryota; Metazoa; Arthropoda; Insecta; Ephemeroptera; Baetidae.
UUCUCGCCUUGUUUUUGUUUGCGUUCUUGAGAUUUGCAAAACACACCAGACACUAGCAGAGCAGAUGUAAAAUUGGAGUAAAAGUCUUGGUAUCUCUUGGAAAAUUUGCCCAGGAUUGUUCCCAUGAAGUUAACUGAGGAACACAACAACGUAAGAGGAAAAAAUGAAUGAAGAAGAAGUAGUUGAGCGCUUGCACAAGUACAAAGAGGCAAUCAAGCAGGAUGUCCUCUUCAUCAAUAUCGCUGACAAACUUAUUACCCAUAAGUUACUUGACAGAGACGAGUAUUACCUUCUGAAAGAAAUUCCCGAAAAUGCACUACGUAUGGAGAAAUACCUGAAUGACGUGUUGCCGAAAAAAUUAGACGGAUUUGGAUACGCGUCUGCUUUUUCACAUGUGCUUCGUAUGACGGAGCCUCUGUGGCUUGCUGAAAAAAUCAGGCCCCUUACACCUGACCCUCAAUCGGCUAAGAAAGCCAGCAAAAGAAGGAUUUCCAAAUCAACAUCACCGAGGAACCAAUCUACGAGGAAAGACCAAGAGUCUCCCUCUUCAUCGGGCGAUGAGGUCGACGCUGUUAAGAUUUGUCGAUCAGAAACACCCAAGGAAUCUGCUGCGGCCGGCAAAAUAAACAACAAUGAUCAAGUUGAAGACAGAAGCAAAUAUUUGCAACUUGAAAUCUCAAAGGAAAUGAUUGAUGUAGUUAGCAACGACAUUUAUGUAAUCCAAAAGUGGUGCUCCCUAGUACACGCCCUGGAUAUGGAUAGCGACAUGGCCUCUCUUCGCGUGAAAAUGUUUUUAAAUCCAGAUGGAAUAGAUUACGUCAUUGCUUCACUUAUCAAAAGUUGGAUUGGAAAAAAUCCUAAGACAGCAAAUUUGGGUUCAUUGAUUGAUGCGCUAAGGAACGCAAGAUUCAACUACGCUGCUUGCCAGCUUGAGGAAACAUUUAUGACAACAUUGUCAUCAUAGCCGCAGUAAAUCGGCAAAGCCAACACACAUCACCUUAAAAUUACUCUCAGAAUGGUCCAAUAUGCUUAAUCUUGCCCCUAUUGGGUGCUCAAUUUUUUUAUGUCACACCAUAAUUUCUCUACGUAACACUUUGUGUUGGUGCAUCACCAGAUCUCCACGAAACGUAUUUUUAUGAUUUUUUUUAUAAUUUUCAGUUUUAUUGUUAGUGUCCAUGUGCAAGCUUAUUCCUGGAGUUUAAUUUUGUGCAAUUUUCAAAGUGAUUAAAUAGUGUAAUCCAAAACUUGACCGUAUUAGCAUUAGCAUCUCCAAAUAAAUAAUUAAUGACAGGUCUGGAUUUGCUAUCGCCCAUACAGGCCCUAGCCCAAUUAAACACAAGUCUAUGGUGAAACGAUGUAUUCAAAUGUAUGUAGACUACAUUGCUGAAAUAGGCUGCACUUUCUUAACAAUAUUGCAUAGCAGUUGCACAGUGGGUGGAUUAGCAGUUGUCCGCGCCUGACACUACAUUUAAUUUGAUUAAAAAAAUUUAAAAUUGACAAAUUUUUUUCCAUUUGGAGUGGAUUGCAAAUGCAAAUAUUUGAAAUUUCAUUAUUGUUCAUUAUUAAGUUUUACCCUUAUCUCAUCCAUAGUUCAUAAAAAAGUAUUCACCUACAAGGCAAAUUGCUAAAACUAGAACACCUGCUUGAUAACUAUUUAAUUUUCACCUCGUAAGAUUUUAUUUACUUGAUAGUGCACCAUGAACAGUUUUAUCAACUUGGUUAUCUCAAUUUGCAUUUUUGUGAGGAAUCGCAUUAUACUUGUGUGUUCCUCAAAAAUAUAGGAGUUAAGAUCUUAUUCAUAGUUAUUCCAUACCACACCUGUUAUGCUAGAAAUAAUAAAUGGUUGAAAGUAAUAUGUUGAAGUCAAGAAUUAAGUUUGGCUUGCCAGGACACCUCUUGCUAUGUAAGUUCCAGGUAAUUUCUUUGUAAGAAUAGAACAAAUAAAGAUUAAAAAUCACUCACU